GGUUUGAUCCAGUGCAACAGAAUAUCCGAUCCUCCGUCGUGUCUCAGUAUCGGUCCUUCAACUGACAACAUGGCGAGUGUUCGUGCUGCGUCCCGUCUCCUCUCCAAGAGGGUACUAUCUAAAACGACAACAGUCCCGGCUGCUUCAGUUCAGGGUUCCAGGAACUUUCACUUCUCCAUCUAUGGCAAGAAGAAAAAUGCCAAAGUAUCAGAUGAUAUCUCGACUCAGUACCCAGUUGUGGAUCAUGAGUUUGAUGCUGUGGUGGUAGGAGCUGGAGGGGCAGGACUUAGGGCAGCCUUUGGCCUGUCAGAGGCUGGCUUCAACACUGCAUGCGUCACCAAACUCUUCCCCACCAGGUCUCACACUGUUGCUGCACAGGGUGGGAUUAAUGCAGCUCUUGGGAACAUGGAGGAGGAUGACUGGAGGUGGCAUUUCUACGACACAGUAAAGGGAUCUGACUGGCUGGGAGACCAGGAUGCUAUUCACUACAUGACAGAGCAGGCACCUGCAGCUGUGGUGGAGCUGGAGAACUUUGGUAUGCCAUUCAGCCGCACUGAAGAUGGGAAGAUCUACCAGAGAGCCUUUGGAGGUCAGAGUCUCAAGUAUGGAAAAGGAGGCCAGGCUCACCGUUGCUGCUGUGUAGCAGACAGGACAGGACACUCACUGCUGCAUACACUUUAUGGUCGGUCACUCCGUUAUGACACUAGUUACUUUGUGGAGUACUUUGCCCUGGACCUGCUGAUGGAAAAUGGAGAGUGUAAAGGAGUCAUUGCUCUCUGCAUGGAGGACGGAUCCAUUCACCGCUUCAGAGCCCAGAAUACUGUCAUUGCUACUGGGGGUUAUGGAAGAACCUAUUUCAGCUGCACAUCUGCCCACACUAGUACGGGGGAUGGAAAUGCAAUGGUGACCAGAGCUGGCCUGCCCUGCCAGGAUUUGGAGUUUGUACAGUUCCAUCCCACUGGGAUCUACGGAGCUGGUUGCCUGAUCACAGAGGGUUGCCGUGGUGAGGGAGGGAUCCUGAUCAACAGUGAGGGAGAGCGCUUCAUGGAGCGCUACGCACCCAACGCCAAAGACCUGGCCUCCAGAGACGUGGUGUCCCGCUCCAUGACCAUCGAGAUCAGAGAGGGCAGGGGUGUCGGUCCAGAGAAGGACCACGUGUACCUGCAGCUUCACCACCUACCUCCUCAGCAGCUGGCCACGAGGCUGCCUGGUAUCUCAGAGACAGCCAUGAUCUUCGCUGGAGUCGACGUCACCAAGGAGCCCAUCCCUGUCCUGCCCACCGUUCACUAUAAUAUGGGUGGAGUGCCCACAAACUACAAGGGACAGGUGAUCACUCAUACCGGUGGAGAGGACAAGGUGGUUCGGGGACUGUAUGCCUGUGGUGAGGCUGCCUGUGCCAGUGUCCACGGUGCUAACCGACUGGGUGCCAACUCCCUGCUUGAUCUGGUGGUAUUUGGCAGAGCCUGCGCUCUCACCAUCGCCGAAGAACACAAACCUGGAGAGAAACUGUCUCCUCUGCAGCCCAGUGCAGGAGAGGAGUCUGUGGCCAACCUGGACAAGUUGAGGUUUGCCAACGGAAACCUAAGGACCUCUGAGAUCAGGCUCAACAUGCAGAAGACCAUGCAGGCUCAUGCUGCUGUGUUCCGUACCGGCUCUGUUCUGAAGGAGGGAUGCGACAAGAUGGAUGCUAUUUACCAGACCCUGGAUGACAUCAAGACCUUCGACAGAGGCAUUGUGUGGAACACAGACCUGGUGGAAACAUUGGAGCUACAGAAUCUGAUGCUUAACGCUGUCCAGACCAUCCACGCUGCUGAGCAGAGGAAGGAGAGCAGGGGAGCCCACGCCAGAGAGGAUUUCAAGGACCGUGUGGAUGAAUAUGACUACUCCAAGCCCCUGCAGGGUCAGGAGAAGAAGCCAUACGAUCAGCACUGGAGGAAACACAGUCUGUCCUUUGUUGACCCCAAGACUGGAAAGGUGACCCUGAAGUACCGUCCUGUUAUCGACAGCUCUCUGGACGAACAGGACUGCGCUCACGUCCCUCCUGCCAUCCGCUCCUACUAAGAAGAUCUCCUCCCCUCCACCUGUCUCUUCCCCUCUCACCUCACAUCAACCUUACUCAAUUAGUGAAUUCUCAUUUAACUACUAUUUAUGAAGACACAUUUUCUGUAAUGGAGAUGAUAUUUGGGGACAAAUUAUGCUUUUGGUUGCACAGUUAAAUACAAUUCUGUCUUGUCCACUUCA
This is a messenger RNA of Lates calcarifer (barramundi perch), 2241 nucleotides long. It is a transcript of the gene sdha, whose product is annotated as succinate dehydrogenase complex, subunit A, flavoprotein (Fp). NCBI's taxonomy places the organism in Eukaryota, Metazoa, Chordata, Actinopteri, Centropomidae. Gene Ontology annotation, molecular function: succinate dehydrogenase (quinone) activity; flavin adenine dinucleotide binding; electron transfer activity. The transcript is spliced from 15 exons. Bases 70 to 2061 code for a protein of 663 amino acids. The record is from RefSeq and is a predicted model, not a curated record. Gene Ontology annotation, biological process: mitochondrial electron transport, succinate to ubiquinone; tricarboxylic acid cycle.